ACGAUUAUGUUAUGUCCUAACGUCUUGUUAUAUUUAAUUUAACAUAGGUACGUAACAUUUAGCCGUAUGCUCGACUUCUAUGUUAGUCGUUAGAAUCUUCAACCAAAUUAUCUGUAAUAAACUUUCUUAAUUUUUUCUGUACUUAUUACUUAGAUUUUAAAAAAAUUGUGAAAAUUACAUUGAUAAUAUUAUCAAUAUCAGAUAAUUAUGAUACUUACCACAGUACCCGGUGGAUUUUUCCUAUUUUCGUUGUAAAUCAAAUACGAUAAUAUUCCUAAUUAUAGUUAAAGGGUAACUAUAGUAUAUUUUUUAGUUAGGUAAGUUUUUACAUUCUUCAAAAUGGGUAUCCCAUUCUGGAAAUGUGUCACUGCACUGACCAUGUUCUUGGUUUUGAGUUUACAUAUUGUCAAUGUACACAGUUUAGCUGUUAUGAGUGUUGAUAUUGGUUCAGAAUGGAUGAAAGUAGCAAUAGUUUCACCUGGUGUACCAAUGGAAAUUGCCCUUAAUAAAGAAUCUAAAAGGAAAACACCGACUGCUGUAGCAUUUCGUAAUGGUGAACGUACAUUUGGUGAAGAUGCUCUAACGGUUGGCGUUCGAUUCCCAUCCAACUGUUUCAUUUAUUUUCUUGACUUACUAGGAAAGAAAAUAGAUAAUCCAAUUGUAGAUCUCUAUAAAAAACGUUUUCCCUAUUUCAAUAUUAUUCCUGAUCCAAAAAGAAACACUGUACUUUUCAAGCAUAGUGAAUCAAAUGAUCAAUUUUCACCUGAAGAACUUGUGGCAAUGAUGUUGGAAAAAGCAAGAGAAUUUGCACAGGAUAGUGCUGGACAAGCUAUAAAUGAAGCAGUAAUUUCUGUCCCUGGUUAUUUUGGUCAAGCUGAACGUACCGCAAUGCUAAAGGCUGCUGAAAUUGCCGGAAUUAAAGUAUUACAACUAAUUAACAGUUAUACAGCAGCUGCUUUGAAUUAUGGUAUAUUUCGUACAAAAAGUUUUAAUGAAACAUCUCCGAUGUAUAUGAUGUUUUAUGAUAUGGGAGCAUAUAGUACUCAAGUAUCAAUUGUAUCUUAUCAGUUAAUAAAAUCUAAAGAUAGAAUUGCUCCGGAACUUCAACCUCAUCUUGCUGUACUAGGAGUGGGUUAUGAACGUAAUUUGGGUGGCUUGGAAAUACAGCUACGACUGAGAGAUUACUUAGCAGCCAAAUUUAAUGAUCUAAAAUUAACACCUAAUGAUGUUACUAAAAAUUCUCGAUCAAUGGCAAAAUUAUUCAAAGAAGCUGGACGAUUAAAGAAUGUUCUAAGUGCUAAUACUGAACAUUUUGCCCAAAUAGAAGGCUUAAUUGAUGAAAAAGAUAUGCGCAUCAAAGUUACCAGAGAAGAAUUAGAAGACUUGUGUAAAGAUUUAUUUGAUAAAGUUGUACUUCCUGCUCAAAAAGCUUUAGAAGCAUCUGGAUUGACAAUUGAACUGAUUGAACAAGUUAUGUUAGCUGGUGCUGGUACUAGAGUUCCUAAAGUUCAAGACCGUUUAGUUAAAGAUUUGAAAAGUAAUCAACCUCUCGGUAGGUCCUUAAAUACUGAUGAAGCUGCUGCUUUAGGAGCUGCAUACAAAGCAGCAGAUCUUAGUAACGGAUUCAAAGUAAAAGCAUUUAUUACUAAGGAUGCUACAUUAUUCCCUAUACAAGUUACAUUCGAUAAAGAGGUAAUAGAUGAGAAUAAACCAGCAAAACAAGUUAAGCGCAUUUUAUUUGGUCACAUGAAUCCAUACCCACAACGCAAAAUAAUAACAUUUAAUAAACAUCAACAAGAUUUUGAUUUUACUGUAGGUUAUGCAGAACUUAGUCAUUUACAUGAAAAUGAAGUUAAAUGUUUAGGUUCUUUGCAACUAAGUAGUAUUAAACUAAAUGGUGUUCGAGAUGCUUAUUCUAAGUAUCAAGAUCAAGAAGGUAUAGAUACCAAAGGAAUUAAAGCUCACUUUGCAAUGGAUGAUAGUGGAUUAUUAAUUUUACAAAACGUAGAGUUAUUAAUUGAAAAAACUGUUGCUGCUGAUACAGAAGAAGAAUCUACUUUAUCAAAGAUUGGAAAUACUAUUAGCAAUUUAUUCAAAGGUCCUGAAGAAGUAUUGAAAGAAGACAAACCAGUACAUGAAACUCCUGAAGAAAGCCCUAUUCCCCAAGCAUCUAACAAUACAUCAAAUAAUACUGAUACUUAUGAUCAUACAAACAGUACUGAACAAUUAAAAUUAAAUGAUACAGUUUCAAUUUCUGAAUCCAAGAAAAAUUUAAAAGUUGUAACAGUUAAAGAAACUAUUGAUGUUAACCAUGAAUACUUAUUUGUACUUCCUGCUCAAGACGAUGACUUGCAAAGUUCAAUUAAUAAAAUAGCAGAACUUAAAGAAAUAGAUUUAGCAAAAUCGCGUAAAGAAACCUCUUUAAAUACUUUAGAAACGGCUAUUAUUGAAACACGUGAAAAAUUAGAACAGCCUGAUUAUGCUAGUUCUGCUACUGAUAUUGAAACUCAAUCAAUUUUGGACAAAUGUUCUGAAAUAUCAAAUUGGUUGGAAGAUGAUGGUUUUGGUGCUGAAGCUGAAGUUUUAGACUCUAAAUUUGAUGAUUUAAAAAAAUUAGUAUUGCCUGUUUGGGAAAGAACUUUUGAGCAUGCAGAAAGACCAUCAAGAUUGGAGGCACUAACUAGUGCAUUGAACAGUAGCAAUUCAUUUUUGAAUAAAAUUAAAAAUACCACAUUGGAUGAUACUCCUUUUACACAAGUAGAAAUAGAUACCCUUGAAAAAUUGAUUUCUGAAAUUACAACUUGGAAAGAGAAGCAAGUAGAAGAACAAGAAAAACUUCCAAAAUCUGUUGAUCCUGUGUUGACGGUUCAAACAAUUGCAAUAAAACAUUCAUCAAUUGAGCGCGAGAUGAGAUAUUUAAUGACUAAAUUUACUUCCUGGAAACCAAAAAAGAAAGAGGACCCUAAAGUGAAAGCACCAACAUCACAGACUGAUAAUGAAAAAGAUAAAAUUCUAGAAGAAGAUAAUGAUACUACAGUUAAGAAUAAUGCACAAGAAGAUGAAGUAGAAAAGCCUACUGUUGAUGAAGCAAGUAGUACUGUGGAAGAUAAUGUUGAAUCGGAAAGCCCAUUAAAAACUGAUAAUACCAAACCAAUAGUUGAACCUACCAAAACUGAAGAGAAAAAAGAUGAUACACAUUCUGAGUUAUAAUCAAAGAAACUUUGUGUCUAAAUUGUGCAAGUGAACACAGACUAUCGUGCAUUCCAGGAUCCAGUUAUUGAAGACUAAUGUUUAUUCUGUACAUUUUUUUAUUUAAUUAUUCUGGAUAAUUGCAUUUUGUUGUAUUUUUAAUUUACAUCUUUGAAAAUAAAAUAGGAUGCAUAAAAUA
Aphis gossypii (cotton aphid) is the source of this 3388-nucleotide messenger RNA. It is a transcript of the gene Grp170, whose product is annotated as hypoxia up-regulated protein 1. Gene Ontology annotation, molecular function: ATP binding; ATP-dependent protein folding chaperone. The transcript has 16 exons. Lineage: Eukaryota; Metazoa; Arthropoda; Insecta; Hemiptera; Aphididae. Gene Ontology annotation, cellular component: endoplasmic reticulum chaperone complex. The record is from RefSeq and is a predicted model, not a curated record. Gene Ontology annotation, biological process: cellular response to hypoxia; negative regulation of hypoxia-induced intrinsic apoptotic signaling pathway; endoplasmic reticulum unfolded protein response. Bases 340 to 3210 code for a protein of 956 amino acids.